Messenger RNA from Corylus avellana, 976 nucleotides. RefSeq lists its product as uncharacterized. NCBI's taxonomy places the organism in Eukaryota, Viridiplantae, Streptophyta, Magnoliopsida, Fagales, Betulaceae. The record is from RefSeq and is a predicted model, not a curated record.
CAUUCUCUUCUCGGAUCCCAACUCGAUCUCCCCCCACUACGACUGUACGGCUACUCGUACUUCUCUCCUCCUCUCUUUCACACGCACUUGCCGAGUUUUGAAUCUGGAAACUAAUGGGUGCUUGCUUCUCCUCCGUGAGAGACGACUCUCGGUCUUCUCAGCCCACUGCCAAGAUCAUCUCCGUCAACGGUACCCUCCGCGAAUAUCCUGUUCCAGUCACUGUCUCCCAAGUCCUUGAGGCCGAGCGUUCAUCGUCUUCUUCUUCUUCUUCUUCCUCGUCUUCACCGUCCUUUGUCUGCAAUUCUGAUCGUUUGUAUUAUGAUGAUUACAUUCCAGUGUUGGAUCUGGACGAUCAACUUCAGGCCAACCAGAUCUACUUCGUGCUUCCCGCUUCUAAGCUUCGGCAGCGCCUAACCGCCUCCGAUAUGGCCGCCUUGGCCGUUAAAGCCAGCGUUGCUCUUCAGAAUGCGUCGAGCAAGGGUGGUCAUCGCCGCAACAAGGCCCGUAUAUCUCCGGUUCUUGUGGUGAAUCAGUCAACUUCCUUACAAAGUAACAAAGUUAAUUAUGGUUACCAUGGUAUGGAUGAUGGGUAUGCACCCAAAUGGCCAAAGAAAUCUCCCGGUGUAAAUGGGAAGCCGGGGGGUGUUGCAGCCGGUGGAUUAUCUCGAGCUGGGUCUGUGAGAAAGUUGCAGAGAUACACUUCUAAAAGGGCUAAGAUGGCGGUUCGAUCCUUUAGAAUCAGGUUGAGCACCAUUUACGAAGGCGAUGUUCUCUAGGUCUUUCUUCUCUCUGUAACUACGUCAGGCCAGAGAAAAUUUCUCUAUUUUUUUUUUUCUUUUCUUUUCUUUUUUGUGACAUACUCUCCCUAUGUAAAAAGAGGAUGGGAUUGAGUGUGUAGUUUUUGUAGCUUGAUUCACCACCCCUCUGAAUCAUUCAUCUUGAUAUGGGGAUUUUUCCUGUGAAAAUUUUCAUGCUU